AUGACCCUCUUUAACCCGACCUCGAUUCUCGUGGGAUUCGUCCUUCUCUACCUCUCGUCCUUUUUCAUCUUCGCUAUCGUCCGGAUCGCGACGGGAAUCUCCAUCCAGCGGAUCGGCUACUUUUCACUGCGCCGAAUCGCAUACACUCCGAGGGAAGGAAUACACAUUGAAAUCCGCGGCCUCGGAUUCUCGCUACACCCUUCGUCGUUCGCCCAGCCAACAUGGAUCAGCAUUCGGUUGACAGAGCUGAAGGUUACCGUGGACUCGACGACUCUGGGGCAAGGAAAACGCGAAGUGGCCCGCGACAUAUUGGAGACUCCUGGGCCCCCUAAACCGUCCGAAGACUGCGCCGCGCCCGAAAAUGGCGGAAGAAGCAAAACAUGGAGGACGUUAACACGAAUCAAGGAAAGUGUCAAGCGGCUACACCGGCAGAUCAAUUGGUUGGCUCUUGUGGACCUGACUGCUAUCGACACAACUGUUCACUUCGUCAAUGCCGGUCAGAUCCAGGUUGGAUCGCUUUCCCUUUCAGUCGACACGCGGAGUAAGAUGGUGGAACGGGGAAAGCUAUUUCGUCGCAAGAAGGAUAUGUCGCGAGACCAGCGUCCAGCCGAGUGGAUUAUGAAUGUGAAAAAUGUUUUACUCAAUGUCGACGGCCGGGAGCCAACCGAAAUAUUGGAUAAUGUGGGCGUGAACCUCCAUGGACUUCUUCACAAGGAUUUGGACGGACUGAGAGACGCCUCGGUGGCCCUUAAGAUUGGACGUAUGCAUAUUCCAUAUGACGAUCUCCGCACGCUGUUGCAGCGCAUCAAGCCGGUCAAGUCUGCACAAGGGCCAGGGGAUACUGAGACCGAUGACGAGAUGUCAUUUGCCGAUUUUGUGGACGAACUCGACAAGCCUGGAAGCAGAGACAAUUCCAUUGUACAGACGGUGGCGGACUCAAAGGAGUUUGCAAGUUCAUUACUCCGCGGUAUACAGGAGAUCCAGAUCGCUCUGAGCUUCUUCCGUGUCUCAAAGGGUAUCCAGUCUCUGUCCGCAGGACAAAAACCCGUGUAUCUGAAUGUGGUAUCGCAUGAGCUUGGAAUUGAUCUUCAUCGGAUGGAUCCAAAGAGCCCGGAGCAUCGCAUGUAUUUCCAGCGGAAGGAUGUUGCCCACCAGGCUCUUCUUGCUGCUAUCUCUCUUUCAGUCAGCUUAGCCGACGAAUCCGGCGAGAGUGAUGACAUUCUAUACAUCCCCAUGGCUACGACAACUAUCAAGACCACACUGCCCUCGAAGACCGUGAGCGCCUUUGAUGAUGAGAACGCCGAAGAGCGAAACACAAAUGUCCUGUUCGCGAAUUUGGUUGUCACAUCACCCUCGGUAGAUCUCCAACCGCAACAUGUUUCGAGGCUGCUCAAACUGGCACAAAGUCGAGCCUCUUCUCCUCGAGCGAAGAAGCGAGAUAAUCAUCGAUUGAUUUCUCGAUUACUCCCAAAGGCAAGCAUUAAGCUUUCUGUACACGAACCCGUGAUCCGGUUUGUUCUCCCAAUCGAGAAAGAGUCUGGUACUCCCGAUGAUUACAACCUUCUUAUCUCCUCUAUCUCCUCCAUUUCACUCGAUAUCGAAUCGUCUCAUUCAUCUGAAGGCGGUGCCCACUAUUCCCUAUCUUCCAUUUACCGGGUUGCCUCCCACAAGUUUUAUUACCAGACCCCCGCAGGCAACAAACAUAAUUUGCUCACAAACGAGAAUUUGGAGCUCAAGGUCCACCUGAAUGCUACCCCGGAGGUCUGUGUAAUCGUCUCAGGAAGCCUUAACGAGAUUUCAGUCCACAUGAUUGAUGGAGAGGUAAACCGUGGAAUCCGCGAAGUUUUGCAGCAGUUCAUCACCCAGAUGCAAUCACAGAAGCGGUUUGAAGCCACAGGGUCCAGCGUGGAAAUCGCUGGCGUGGACAGCACCGUAUCUGAUAUAUCUCGCGGUGUCUCUUUGCAGCUACAGUCGUGGACAGCGGAAUACAAAGCUCAGAAAACGGAGAAAAACGUCGGAAGCAUUGCUAGGCGCCGUACUCCCAGCCAUUCCACCAUUGGCGAUGAGUCUCCCUUUCGAUUUCCCCCAACCUCACCUCCCAAGGCCACUCACACUCAACGCGGCGCUUCAGAUGGCCGGCGACUGGCUCUCCAUGCGCGUGGUUUCGAUGGCUUUGUCAUUGAAUCAGAAGAUUAUUUGGAACCAGAGCCAUUCUUCACUUUGCCCCGAUUUGAGAUCGCUCUCAGCACACACAGUGAUCGCCUUGGUCCGAUCCUGCAUGUCACCUCUGUGUUCAAGGGCAUAUACCUUCAGUACUCACUGUACCGGUUCUACUGCCUUGGCGUUGCCGUCUCCGUGAUCCAAGACGUGCUCACACCCUUCCCGCUAAAGCACUCGCAGUCUGCUGAAAGCAAGUCCAGGGCGGCUGCAAGCAUAUCGCUUCCGCCGCCUCCGGCGUACAAAUGGUCCCCCAAGAAGGAGCUGGUCACCUACGACAUGAAGGCAACAGUUGUGCAGCUUAAGGCGAACUUGCCGAACGAUCCUCAAAUAAUGAUUCAGAUCUACGGACUUGCCGGUGCUUCCCAACGUCUUUCCACUCCCUAUGUCAAGGCCAACCUUGUUCGUUUCCAUGCAGAGGCACCUAAGCUCAAGGGGGUUUGGGCAAGAAUCGGCAGUAUGAACAAUGUCAGGCUGGACUUCCGAAAGAUGAAGAUGAAACAUGGCAACACUUUGGUUGAAGAAAAAUCGAUUGAUAUAUGGACAGACUUCAUCCGAAUUGGUGCCUUCAAGCAGCUGCAUAAUCGCUUCAAAAAUGGUUGCAGAGAAUUUGCUUCCAAGAGAGAGCCAGAAGCCCCGAAGAAGGUGCCCAAGAUAUCUCUUCGCAGCAAAGCGUUGCUCUUUGAGCUGGAGGACGAUGGUUUUGAGUGGAAACUGGGCUGCAUCUAUCGACUCGGCCUAGCUGAGCAGAUUCAGCGACUGGCCCGCGAAGACGCCUUCGACCUGAAAUCCCACAAAGUCAGGGAAUCUGACCAGCGGCGCGCCACAUCCCGAUUACGAGCCAAAUCAAGCCAUCGGACCUUGCGAAGCGAGCGAACUAGCCAAGACACAAGGCGAAGCAGGAGUGCUGAUGAACGGCCGAGAUCUAACAACCAGGAACGUGGGAGAGGUCGGAAAUACCGCUAUGAUACCGAUGGCGCGACCUGUCUCUCAUCAGAGCAAAAGAUAUCUGUGGAUGCCGCUUGGGGCCGACUUCAACAGUACAAUGCUCAAGUCUGGAAAGAAAAGAUUGAUGCGGCUCUCAUGUUCCAGGGCACUUCCAUCAAACAAGUCCGAAAUCUCUUCUCUGGUGCAGAUGAACCUCCUCCGGAUGUGAAGGAGACCGAAACCAUUCUUGCCAUUCCGAACAGACCGGGUCUGAUGUCAGCUUUGAUCAGCGAUGUCAACCUUGUUAUUGACAAGCCCUCAUUCCCUAUCGAUGAGUUCCCGAGUUACUUGAACCGAAUCGGAAAGGGAAUGCCCAUGUCUAUGCAAUAUGGCCUGGUCGUCCCAAUGAGCUUCAACCUGGAAAUGGGUGAAGCACGCGUCAACUUGCGAGAUUAUCCUCUAGAUCUGUUGCAUAUUCCAGCCCUGCGCCCAGGGCAGUCUCCAAGACUUCCCAGCUGGUCUUUGCGCACAAACUUCGUCAUUGCAGAAGAAUGGCGUGACCAUGAAUCCGCGAGGCAGGUCGAAGUGGAACUCGUUCCUGCAUCUGAAGGGCCCGACGGGUCUCCCCGCGAUGCGUUCAAUAUCCAAGUAUGGCGUUCUGUUACACCAGUUAAGACAUAUUCAGACCCUGUCAUCGAGAUAAACACAAGUUUGCCGACUAGCAUUUCAUGGGGUGUCUCCUACCAGCCUGUCAUUCAAGAUAUGAUGAAAAUCUUUGAGGGCUUCACCAAACCUGAAAUCGAUCCCUCGGAGCGUGUGGGCUUCUGGGACAAGAUCCGACUCAGCUUUCAUUCCCGGAUCAAGGUUCUCUGGAAGGAAGAUGGCGAUGUGCAUCUGCGGCUUAAGGGCUCUCGUGAUCCAUAUGUGGUGACCGGCUUUGGAAGCGGAUUUGUCAUGUGCUGGCGCAGAGAUGUCCGAUUGGAUGUUAACACCAGUGACAACCCCAUGGAAUUCAUGACUGUCACGAGUGCCGAAUACGUGCUUGCUAUUCCCGACUACAGUGCCGAAGCACGUUGUGCAAAUGAAGCGACUACAGAGGAGCUGGACAACAGUUCUGCGUCCAGCGAGCAGAAGAACGCUGCCCACUUCAAGAAGGUUGUCAUGAAGCUCUCUGGCGAUGUCAAAUGGGCAGCAGGUCUCGUCUUCGAGCGGGAUGUUGACAAUGAUGAAAGGUCCUUCUCUUUCAAACCCCAUUAUGAGGUCAUCCUCAAGAACCCUAAGUUCCUCAAACCAUCUGAGCGGGCUGGUUACGACGCUUAUCGUGGCUUCAGGAGUGACCACAUCCACCUUUCUGUCUCGAUUAUUGCACCGCAGAACAGAGACUGGACUGUCGACACUGUCCAACCAUCUUCGAGCUACAACACAAUCCAUCUCACCCCGCGAUUCUUCACCCACUUCUUCAAUUGGUGGUCUCUUUUCUCGGGUGUGAUGUCGCUUCCUGUUCGCCAAGGACCUCUCUGGCCAGGAGUCACAAAGACGAGCAAGAAGUUCAACCGUCAUUUGGCAACUGUCAAAUACAAGAUCCUUCUCGCACCCCUGUUCGUGGCCCACAUAUACAAACACAAGGACCGCGAAGAUUACGCGGAAAGAGUUGUUACAGCUACGGGCCUGAAGGUUCGCCUUGAUUGCUUGAAACUUGAUAUUCAUCAACGCCGCGAGCAGAUCAAAACACAAGCCGGAGGCCGUUCAAAACAAACUAGGACAAGCGCGAUGCGUAUUAACCAAGCCCAAAUUGAUAUGCAAUCGGCAGACUUCCGCGCAGUGUCCGCCAGCAUCGAAGGCACCACGCCGGAGGAUGUUGAGCGCAACAGAGACGAUAUCCUCUCUUCCUUCCAACAGCCUGUUCCAUCAGUUGACUUGUCUCGGUUCACGAUCCCUGACCAAAACCUGGACUGGGUCGACAUGGAUGAUUUUGUGGAGCCGGACUGGAUCCUUCCACAGGAGUCGAACCCUCGUACACAGAUAUUACCUCUGGCCUUUACCCCGCGCUUUACCUACUUCCGUAACACAGAUCAUGGCGACAUUGGACCCGACGAAACGGGGUACAGCACGUUUGGACACGAACCGACUCACGAGUGUGUCAUGUCGGAAACUAACGAUCCUCGCCGUGUCCAGAUCGAGUUGGUCAAAGACCGCCUUGCAACAGUCGAGGCACAAAUUCGCAAUUAUGAACGCACCAUUGGGGAAAUGGAACUCAAGCUCAUGAGAGAUGUUGACAACAACGAAGGCUUGAAAGCUGAGCACGAGUUAUUCCUUCGCCAGUCAGAGUCGCUGGCGAGACGACGCAGGUUUUUGACCACAACUCUCCACCGUCUUGAGAGACACAUCGCACGCGACGAGCGGACGCCACAUGGCGACACACUUGGCAAAAACGUUGCACCCAGCACUGCUUCUUUCCGGACAGGACGAACAGGUCGUGAUGCUGAUUCCACAACCGAUGGCCGUUCUUCAGGCCUGGAUGGAAUGUACUCCUCGGCCAACGAUGAGUUCUCCAGUGAUUUCAACAAUCGUUUCAUGAUCCACAACGUGCAGCUGAAAUGGAACAACUCCCUCCGCAACAUCGUCUUGCGGUACAGCCACCAAGUGAGCCAGCGGCGUGGAUUUAUUUACUAUAUGUCUCGCCGAGCUGUCAAAUUCAUCAUUGAUAUCGUGGAGGAGCAGGACAGGAACAAGCGCAAGCAGCCUAAAAUGUCUAAGACGCACACCCGAAGCUCGAACAACGAUGAAGACGAGGAGGAGGUCGAUGAACGCGUCGCACAGUUGCUGAAUGAUGGCAAGCGCUACGUGAAUGCCGACGGGAACGAGCCACCGGACUCGAACACCCAACCAAGUCCAAACACCCAAUCAAGUCCGAACGCCGAGUCGCCUUCCAACUCGGACAGUUCGAGUGAGAAUACCAUGCCGGAGUUCACUCCCCAGAACAGUUAUCACUUGCGUCUCAUUGCGCCUCAAAUCCAGCUUCUCAGUGAAAAGAACCAGAAGUCGGUCUUGCUUGUUGCUGCUAAAGGCAUGGAACUCAAGGUUGUCUCAAUCAUGGACAAAGCGCGUGUCUCGGACGAUGUCAGCGGCUUGAUACGGCGCCGUUUCUCCCUCGAAAUGGACGGUGCCCAGUUCUUCGUUGCAACACAGAAGAAAUUGAUGGCGAACUUGCAAUUUUAUGCGGGCAAUAAGUACGGAAAUGCACCUGGAUCAGCGUGGCCGCCGUGGUUGACUUUGGAAGCCAUGUUCGAUUUCGAGUUGAAUCCGUUUGGAUUCUCUCGUAUUGUGCAAAAGACUUCUGCCACCCUGCGUUACGACAAGUUCAACAACCUCCGCCUCAAGUAUAACGAAGAGGUGGUAAAGGGUCAGCAAGGGCCUGAUCCUGACGAUCAGGAAGACCGCAUAGACUCGAUCAGCGUGGACUUCCCUCAUUUCCGUGCGAUUUGUGAUUCUGCAGAGUACUAUUCCAUGUAUAUCAUUGUCCUGGAUCUCAUGCUCUACAGCGAGCCACUCGAAAAGGUCCGAAAUGAGCGUUUGGAGAGGAUUAUGCUCACUUCCGACUUCAGUGACCUUCGUGGCGUCCCGGAAAUGGUGUUCAAGCUUCAAGCGCGCAUUCGCCAGUUGGAGGAAAUCAAAGAGUACUUCCAGAUUAAUGCUAAAUUCCUGGACAAACAGGGCUGGGAGGAUCGGCUCGCUCUCGAACGCGACUUGUCUUUAUGCGAGGAUGAACUUUUCUUCAUGAUGAAGGCAAUCACAACUUCUCAACGGCGAAUGGAACCAAGUUCGUCUAGAGCAGCCGGAGUCCAUGGCUUACUACGCUGGAGCAUAUCGGCGAGUGAGGUCGUGUGGCACCUGAUGAAGGAGCCUUCUGAGCCGUUGAUUGAGUUCCAGCUGCGCAAUGCUUCAUACGAACGAACCGACAAUGCUGAUGGCUCGAACCACAACCUGGUAUCCAUCGAGCGACUAUUCGGGUUGAACUUACUUCCAGACGCUAUCUACCCUCAAAUUAUCGCACCUUAUCUCGACGGCGCACGCACCCUGGAUGACUUCAUGUUGCGUGUCAAAUGGCACAUGCUGGAGGCCGUUGCCGGUAUCCCCGUGCUUGACAACUUCGAAGUUUCAUUGUUCCCGCUCAAGAUUCAGCUCGAACGCGAGCUUGGUCAGAAAGUCUUUGAAUACAUCUUCCCCAACGUGGGCUCUAGCGCCUUUGAGGCCGGUGGCUUCUCGCCUUUCAUGAUCAAGAACAUGAAGCCGCUUGAGAGCUCGGAUGAGGAAGACGAUGACGAAGGCUCAAAUGGCGCGCCACUGACACGCUCAACGAGUACCGACGGUGAUACCUCGUCUAUGGACAGUCUUGCCAUCUCCAAGGGACCGGGUUCCAUCGAACUGCGACUCCAGCCUACUCUGUCGCUUUCAGAUGAGACCAAGUCGCGUAAUCGCUCAGGCCAUCUGAAGGGACUUGUGAUGACACCUAUCCACCAGGAUAGUAACCGACUGGGUGUAUCAGAGACCGCUCGCAAAACAGGCCGUCCCGCUACAACUGGUGGUCUUAGCAAAAAGAAGUCUGCUGAUAGUCUGCGCAUGUUGACUAAACAGCCCACUGAAAGAUCGGUGUCUAGCCACAGUGCUAGCGAAGACAGUCGCAAGAAGUUCGGAAUGGUUAAAGGGUCCAACAAGGGCGGUAAAUCCAAAGAGCCAACUGACGACCUGUCUCAGAUGAUCUCCCGUGCCUCCAACUUCAUGACUCUCGCACGUGUGAAGGUAAAUGAUGUGGUUCUCUGCAUGAGCUACAAGGGCAAAGGAGAGCACAACUUAGAGGAUCUCCAUGACUUCGUCUUCCGCCUUCCAGUUCUGGAGUACAGCAACAAGACAUGGUCGAACCUGGAUCUUGCCCUGCGCCUCAAGAAAGACGUGAUCAAAGCCCUUAUCUCGCACGCCCCCGCCAUCCUUGGCAACAAGUUCUCCCACCACCGACCCUCGAAGCAGCAACAGAAGCGUUUCCGUGAGCUUGCAUCAUCGUCUCAACUCCUGUCAAAUACAUCCAACUUGAUCAACCCGAGCAGUAGCCAAGCCCAGAGUCUGGCCAGCUACGACUCUAAUAGCGAUUACUCAGAGUCACGCUCGCGCAAAUCUAUGCAGUCGAAUGCCUCGCCACUGGCUAGGACUACCUCGUUGGGUUCAGACAUCCACGGCACAAAUUAUUCAGAUCCCACUAUCCAUGAUGUACGCUCCCCCAGUGAGGUGGAUGUGGAUUCUCGCUGGGAGGCAUCGCGUCGAUUUGUCAAUGCUCCUCCACCCUCAAGACCGAUGACCUCUGGCCAAACCGUGACUACGAUCCGAGCCGACAAGAAUGAUCAGGAUGACAGUCACAUCAAAACAAUUCGCAGCAUCGGCCGGAAGCUGACAUUCCGGAAAUGA
Messenger RNA from Penicillium mononematosum, 8601 nucleotides. Its product is annotated as FMP27 family protein. The record is from RefSeq and is a predicted model, not a curated record. NCBI's taxonomy places the organism in Eukaryota, Fungi, Ascomycota, Eurotiomycetes, Eurotiales, Aspergillaceae. Bases 1 to 8601 code for a protein of 2866 amino acids. The transcript is spliced from 5 exons.